Messenger RNA from Tachyglossus aculeatus (Australian echidna), 699 nucleotides. Its product is annotated as putative olfactory receptor 14L1. The record is from RefSeq and is a predicted model, not a curated record. The transcript has 3 exons. Lineage: Eukaryota; Metazoa; Chordata; Mammalia; Monotremata; Tachyglossidae. Gene Ontology annotation, cellular component: membrane. Gene Ontology annotation, molecular function: G protein-coupled receptor activity; olfactory receptor activity. Gene Ontology annotation, biological process: G protein-coupled receptor signaling pathway. Bases 1 to 699 code for a protein of 232 amino acids.
AUGGAAUUCCUCCUGCUGAGUUUCUCGGGGGUCCGGGGGCUGCAGCUGGUCCAUGCCACGCUGUUCCUCCUGGCCUACCUGGUGGCCCAGAUGGGGAAUCUCAUCGUCGCCGUCACCAUCCCCAAUCGGCGCCUCCACACCCGCAUGUACCUCUUCAGGAACCUGUACUUUCUCGCCCGCUGCCUCAUCUCCGUCACUGUCCCCAAGUCCACCUUCAAAUCCUUGACCAAGUGCAAUCCCAUCUCCUUCCUGGAGUGUGUCUUCCCAGUAUUUUUCUUAUUACUGUGUGCUUGUGCUGAGCUCUGCUUCCUCACAAUGAUUUCCUAUGACCGCCAGGUCACCAUCUGCCUAUCCUUGCGCUAUGACAUCAUCAUGAACCGAGGAGCUUGUGAGGAGAUGGCGGCCGCCUCGUGGCUCAGCGGGGUUAUCAGACUCUCCAAUUCCAGUGGGAAGAUUUGGGAGCUCAUAGCAACUGCCUUCUCUUCAAGUCUGACUUUCAUCUGCUUUGUCUCCAUCGUCAUCUCCUACAUCCGCAUGUUCGAGGCCAUGCUGAGGGUGCCAUCCGGAGAGAGCCGAUCCAAAGCCUUCUCCACCUGCCUGCCACACCUCGUCGUCGUCACUUUAUUUGUCUCCACCGGUGAUGCUGCCUAUCUCAAGCCCGUGUCAGAAUCGCCCUCAGCGCUGGACCUGCUGACUUAA